AUGUCGCAGUACGCCUACCUGUUCAAGUACAUCGUCGUCGGCGACAUAGGCGUUGGCAAGUCAUGCCUCCUGUUGCAGUUCACGGACAAGCGGUUCAAGCCCGAUCACGACUUGACUAUCGGCGUCGAGCACGGUAGUCGGAUGGUCACCAUUGACAACAAGAAAAUAAAGCUCUCCAUCUGGGAUACUGCAGGUCAGGAGGCUUUCAGGUCCAUCACUCGGUCCUACUACAGAAGUGCUGUCGCUGUCCUUCUCGUUUAUGACAUUACUAGGAGGGAGACCUUCAGCCAUCUCACGAGCUGGCUGGAAGAAGUGAGGGAACUGGCGGAUGGAAACAACAAGGUCACCAUCAUGCUGAUCGGCAACAAAACGGAUCUUGCUCACAAGCGGGCCGUCAGCACAGAGGAGGGCGAGCAGUUCGCCAGGGAGAACGGCCUCGCCUUCAUGGAAACCUCUGCAAAAACACGGCACAACGUUGAUCCGGCGUUCGUUAAAACCUCGUUGAUGGUGUACGAGAAAAUUCAGGACGGUGCCAUCGAUGUGUCCAAGCCAACAUAUGGUUCAAGAAUUGCCUAUGGACAACUCCUACAAAUAUAA
Messenger RNA from Lolium rigidum, 597 nucleotides. RefSeq names its product ras-related protein RABB1c-like. The coding region runs from base 1 to 597 and encodes 198 amino acids. The record is from RefSeq and is a predicted model, not a curated record. The transcript is spliced from 6 exons. Gene Ontology annotation, molecular function: GTPase activity; GTP binding. Gene Ontology annotation, biological process: regulation of endocytosis. Gene Ontology annotation, cellular component: endosome. NCBI's taxonomy places the organism in Eukaryota, Viridiplantae, Streptophyta, Magnoliopsida, Poales, Poaceae.